UGCCCCGCCGUGACCACUGUUCCAGUUCAAGGUUCAACCAUGACAGCAAAAAUAGGCUCGCUCUAUCUCAGUGUAGCUCGCCGUUAACGCUCCCUAACUUGAAGGCAGGAAUGGGGUGGGGGGCGGAAAUAAACCACUAAUUUGGGCCAGGCCACGGAGCAAGCUCGCCGGCCACCGAGUACCCGAUGUGCCUCAGCUAAAAGAUUGAGCUGUUAGCCGCCACUAGCUCUGACACAACCGACGGCGAGCAUUGCUCGAUAGCAAGCCGGAGGAAAAGGUGGAUGGUCGCGGCGGCGACGGCGGUGGAGGCGGUGGUGGAGGGGAGCGCCUCGGAUAAAAUCUCAACAGCUGCUGAGCUAAAAGACAUUUGUUUUUAACGUGAAAAAAACCAAAAACCCGGGGCCGCCAUGUUCGUCCAGGAGGAGAAGAUGUUUCCGGGCAAAGUGUUGAAGAUUCACAUCUGCGCCGUGGACGGCGCCGAAUGGCUGGAGGAGAUCACGGAAGACAGUACGGUGGAGAAACUCAAGGAGAAGUGCUUGAAACAUUGUGUGCAUGGAAACUUGGACGACCCCAAGACGCUGACCCACCACAAGCUCAUACACGCUGCUACAGAGCGAGUGCUCAGUGACACCAAAACGGUGGCGGAUGAAAGCCUCAAAGAUAAAGACGUUCUGCUGCUCAUAAAGAAAAGGCCGCCGCCGACCCCUCCCAAAAUGUCGGAGGUAUGCGCAGAAGAAAAGAAAAAACAGGACAACAAGGCCCCGGACAAGGAUGCCAUCUUGAAGGCCACUGCCAACCUCAGCACUCGCCACACGGACCGCACUGUCACGCAGCACAAUAUCAGAGACUUUCAGACUGAGCUCCGAAAGAUCCUGGUGUCCCUCAUUGAAGUGGCCCAGAAGCUACUGGCCUUGAACCCUGAUGCCGUGGAGCUUUUUAAAAAGGCCAAUGACAUGUUGGACGAGGACGAGGAAGAUCGCGUGGACAACGCGGCCCUCCAGCAGCUCACCGAGAUGGGCUUCCCUGAGAACAGAGCAAUCAAAGCCCUCAGACUCAACCACAUGUCGGUGACUCAGGCCAUGGAAUGGCUGAUCGAGCAUGUUGACGACCCCUCCGUGGACACGCUGCUGCACAGUCAAGAUUCUUCUGUUGCUGCCACAGGAGCCGCCACGAACGCUAACUCCGCUGCCACAGCCGGCCCGUCAGCUUCGGGCUCCUCCAGAACACCAUCGUGCUCGUCCGCAUUGCGACGCAGCCUGUCCGGCACGGAGGAGAGCAACAGCAGACAAGAUGAGCUUACGGAGAUUUUCAAGAGGAUUCGCAGGAAAAGGGAGUUCAGGCCUGACUCGAGAGCUGUGUUUGCUCUCAUGGAGAUGGGCUUUGAGGAAAAGCAGGUGAUUGAUGCCCUCAAAGUCAACAACAACCAGCAAGAUGCAGCGUGCGAGUGGCUGCUGGGAGACAAAAAGCCUUCUGCAGAGGACCUGGACAAAGGCAUCGACACCAACAGUCCGCUCUUCCAGGCCAUCCUGGAGAACCCCGUCGUCCAGUUGGGUUUAACCAACCCCAAGACUCUACUCGGUACAAACAUAAACACAUUCGAGGACAUGCUGGAGAACCCCCUGAACAGCACCCAGUGGAUGAAUGACCCCGAGACGGGCCCUGUCAUGCUCCAGAUAUCCAGAAUCUUCCAGACCCUUAAUCGCACAUAGAGGCGAACCACCACCCUACACGUGUGAAUGUGGCAGCUGUGUGCAUAUAUGUGUGAGAGAUGAGUAUUGUUAAUGCCAGAGGAGUUGUACCUAUACAGUAAAUAUUUAUAACAGUACAGUAAAGUAUACGAAAAACAUUAUUAUUACUACAGCGACGAUACAAAGUUCUAUUUACUAGGUCGUUUUUACAUUUUAACAAGCGCAAUUUCUAGUUAUUUUACAAUAUUGUUUUUGUCACAAUCAAACACACGAGCACAUUCAAUGUUGACACCAUGUUUGGCACAAUAUGUAUUGUUGCAUUAGUUUUUUUAAUUUUAAUUUAUUUGGAUUUUCGCCUUUUUAAACCUGUUAUGGGUCAAAUUUACAAAAGUGUAUUAGGGCCACGCUGAAAAGAAAAAGCAAACAUUUAUUUAGAAUUGAAGUUGUAUGAUUAUGAGAAUAAAGUUGGCUAUUUCCCUGAAGUUGUAAUCAUAUGAGGAAGUUUUAUAUUUUCAAGAUAAAUUAGUAUUUUCAAGAAAAUAAAAUGUUUAGGAAAUAAGUACAAUUCAGAUUAAAGUAGAACCAAAUACACCAAAAAAAAGUUAUUUAAAUUUGACACAUUACAGAAAAGUGUUAUUAACAAGCUGGACAAUGAAUGAAUGAACAAAAAUAAAAUAAAAAAUGGCAAAGUAUGUGAAUUGGGGCUUCCAAAUGGGCAAGAAUCUGCUAUUUGUGGAAUGUCACGUGACCAAAGCGGAACGCAGGAUGGCUGACUUCCUGUGUAUGCUAUGCUAACGAGCAUAACUAGGUUUGGUGACUAGGCUGGUGUCUUCGGUCAAACGUUAAAUACAUGUAUAUCCUUCAUUUAUACAACUAUGACAUGUAAGCAUGAACAAAGCCUAAUCACAGAAAAAAGUCGUACAGUUGUAGUUGUGGUGACAUCUUGUUUUAAAAAAAAAAAAAAAAAGGUCGCGCACAUACCAAAUUGAGACGUUCUCUCCGUUUGUAGACACUGGGCGUGUCGCUGAAAGCUCUUAAAACCCCGCUUCCCCAGAAUGCCCAGCUGUCGAUCAAAUGUGUGCCUUCUUUCACGGCUCCUAAGCGGGGAGAGGAGAGUUCCCAGAGAAGGACAUUCCAUGCUCUCACAGGCUGCAGAGAAGCAGCCUCUGAGCCAGUAUAAUGACCAUCAGCCACCCCGCCGGUACAAUUUUCCCUCCUUUGAAAUUCAGCGGGACAACGCGCCUCUGUGGUCGCCGAAGGGUUGACCAUAAGCGGCCACUUGGAGUGACGCGCACCGGUACCCUUGGAUGAUUAUCCCCCCCCCCGACCCACCCUUCUCGCCCGGCGACGUGCUACCAGCAACUGUGAGGCUGACGGCCCUAACGCUGUUGUUGAAUGCAACAUUUCAGAACUAAAUUGCUCUCAGUCUUUGCACAUUUUCAGCACUUCAAACAUAUUUAAUGUAUUUAGAAACAAAUCAAGGAUAUGAAUUUUGUGGCACUUUAGUAGAAUGAAAAUGUAAGACUGUUUUUGCAAUAUUACAUUAAUUUGGAAAGUGUGUUUUAUCUCAAACAUAUGACUAUUCUCAUAUUACAACUAAUCUCCAAUUCACUAUUUUUUCUUAAAUGUAUGACUAUUCUCGUAAUAUUCUGAUUUUAAUCUAAAAUAUGACUUCUUAAAAUAAUAAAUAUCGAUAAUAUACAACUUUAUUCUCAUUAAUCUCAAAUAUACAACUUGUUUUCCCAGAAAUAUACAACUUUAUUCUUGUAAUAUGACAUUCAUAAAAAGAUGGGCAACUUUUCAUCUCAAAUGUACCACUUUAUUCUUGUAAUAUUACAACUUUAAGGUCGAAGAUAUGACUUUUUCAAAAAUAUCCCAAAAACUUUUCAAAUAUCUCGGAAGUGUGCAACAUUAUUUUUGUAUUACAGCAUUAAUCUCAAAUAUAGUAAAUAUUUUCUUUAAACUUCACCUUUAUUCCGGUAAUGCUACCACAUUAAUCUCAUCUACAUUUUAUUUUAUCAAAAAUCGACAACUUUUUCCUCCAAAAUAUUCUUGAGACCAUUCAUCAUCUCAAAAAAUAUCCUACUUUAUUCCCAUAAAAUUAUGACUUGUAGCGUAAUUUACACUAAAUUGCGCAAAUUGAAAGUUUUUUUUUUUUAAUCUAGAAGAAAAACUUUUUUUUAAAUGUCAAUAAAAAUAGACUAAACAUCUUGUGCUGGCCUUAAUUUUGUCAUAUUUAAAAAAUAAUGGGGAAUUUUUAUGUACAACAUUUAGAUAUAUUAAAUAUAUUUACACAGCAGGCUGUAAGAGGGGGCAAAAAUGUAUUUCUUUGUACACUUGGAAAUGAGUGUACAGUAGUAUAUUUAAUUUGGUAUAACACAAACCUAUUUCACUUCAAUUUAAUACUCAAACAUAAAACGUGUUUCAUCUCCAAUGUACAUAAAAGAAGGGUUAAAUAGUCGCCUGGAACCCAAAUUUGCUGUGCAGUACAUCCCACUUGGUCUGUCUUUCUGUGCAAUAUCAAGCAGUGGUUAACCUGCAAGGAACACUUGUUGCUUUUAAGAGGUGUGUGACGCAAUAUUAUUGAUACUUUAAAAAGCAGGGUUGGGCAACCUCAAUAACGGCCCACCAUGCAAUUGUAAAAGAUUUUUAAUUUAGGCUGAAAAUGCUCACAUUUUUUAUAUGUAUUUUCCCCCAUUAAUGUGGUGGGAGGCCCCUGCUUUACUAUCAGUACGGGAGGGUCUGUGGGUUGUUGCCAAACGUUUGGAGUGUUUUAUCAACUGUUCUCUAUUUAAAAAAAAAAAAAAAUGCUAUUGAUGUGACUUCUUUCUGCUCAGGGAGGUUGAGAUAGUUUAGUUUGUGUUUUUUUUCCUUCCUUCCUGCUUGUGUGACAACUGAACAAAAUGGCUUUAAGGAGUUGUCGUGGUUUCUUAAAUGCAACAUAUGCAGUACUCACAAAAAUGAUUGCGAUAGUCAGACUUCAGGGUGAAAUUUCAGGAUGAGCUUGAAAUGCACUAAAACCUUAACGGGUUAACUUAUUUUGACCUUCUGUUUUGAAUGCACAUUUAACUACUGUUUGCACAAUUUGCUGUUCUUUAAGGAGCUGAACAGCAACAUUCACAACAAGGUGUUUGAGCCGUAAAUCAACCGAUACAUUUGCAGGGACGUCCAAUUCCGUGCCUUUCUGUGACUCCUCCAGUCUCUGUGUUGUAAGCGUCUGAUGGAUGGCACUUUAAUCUCAGUGGCCACUUCCCUCUCAGAGUAUUCUGUUUGAAGCCUCUAAAUGGCGGGUACUCAAGUACAUUUCAGAGUCUGUACUUUUUUGUAAAAAAAAAAAAAAAAAAACACCAGUAGAAGUACCGAUUAGACAAAAGCCUAGACUCGGGAAUGUACUUACUUUUGUACACAAGUACAUUUCAGAGUCUGCUUUUUAUGAAAAAGGAAAACUGGUAAAGGUACGGAUUCAACUUAAGACAAAGAUUAAAAAAAAUUAUAAUAAACUACAGAAUCUGAAAUGUAAUUUUGUACUUCAGUACAUUCAGAAUCUGUACUAUUUUGUAAAAAAGAAAAAAAAGGGAAAAGCGGUAGAAGUACUGACUUGACUCCUUUCAAAGUGAAACAGUAGACUGAAAUGUACUUACUUCCUUUUGUAGUUUGUACAUUUCAAAGUUUGUACUUUUUUAUAAAACAAAAAAAACAAAGUACUGAUUGAACUCCUUGAUAAAAGUACAAAUGUAAAGAUUCUUAAUUUUACUUUGGUACUCGAGUACAUUUCAGAAUGUACUUUACUUACACAAUGUUCUGGGAGGGAAGUAUCCACUGAGCUUACAGUGUCACAGGCAGCGUGUCACCAGCAUGUUGCAAGUAAGAGACUGGAGAAGUCACAGAAAGGCAAAGUAGUGGGAGGCCUUGGAAAUAAAACAAAAAAUGAUUGUGAAUUUUACCAUUCAGUUUCUUAUGAGAGUAAAGUAAGUUGCGCAAAAAGUACUAAAACAUGAAGCAGUUGCUUUCAAAAGAUUACAAAUUAAGUUUAACUGUAAAGUGCAUUUUAGAUUUGUCCUGAAAUUUAACCACAAAGUAAUCAGAAUUUUUUGUGAGUACAGUCGUGUAUUUGUGUCUGUGUGUUUGUGUGUGUGACAAUGGCGAAGGUUAUUCUUAUUUAUACGGAAGCCAAACUGAAAUGUGUUAUUUAUAAUGAGCUCAUCUAUGAAUGUGAACACCAAAAAAAAGGAAUGGAAAAUGAUUCAAAUGUCGUGUCAAUCGUCAACGCUGCUUUGUCUAUUCAACCACAACACCGUUUGUUUGUUUUUUCCCCAGCAACCUAUGCAAUAUGUUCUCACGUGUAUCUCCACUCGGAGACAUCUGAAACACUUAUUGCAUUAAAGGCAUUUUUUUGGGCUCUA
Messenger RNA from Phyllopteryx taeniolatus (common seadragon), 6091 nucleotides. RefSeq names its product UBA domain containing 1 (gene ubac1). Gene Ontology annotation, molecular function: protein binding. The transcript is spliced from 10 exons. Lineage: Eukaryota; Metazoa; Chordata; Actinopteri; Syngnathiformes; Syngnathidae. Bases 408 to 1709 code for a protein of 433 amino acids. The record is from RefSeq and is a predicted model, not a curated record.